AUGGACAACCCUCCGUUGAGCAAGUACUUUGAUAAAAUCCGGUUUGUGUUUUUCACCUCCUUCAUUUUUUGUAUGUCAUUACUUCUCUGGGACUAUUAUAUGGCUGUGAGUGAUCGUGGCAUUACAUUUUUACCAUCAAAUUCUUCUUUCAAUUAUAAUGAAAAUGCCGAUUGUCCUAGAAAAUUUAAUCAUACCAAUCAAAAUAGUGUAUCAAGUGGGGCCUCCAAUAUACCAAGGUACAUUGUAGAGAAUCACACAGAGACCAUAGUUCCUGAAGCACAUGGUGAAGUGGAUAAGAGAGUCCACAUGAGUUCCCCUCCUUUGAAUAGAGACAAUGUUGGACUUGUUUCAAAUUUGUCCACUAGAAAUUUGGAUUCUUGUUCUGGUCAAUAUGUCUAUGUUUAUGAUCUUGCUAGCAGGUUCAAUGAGGAUUUGCUGAAGGGGUGUCACUCUCUCAUGAAGUGGGAUGAUAUGUGCCCUUACAUGUCUAACUUAGGCCUUGGACAGAAGGUUAUUGAGAAAUCAAAGGAGAAGGCUCUAUUGAAGGAAAGCUGGUAUGCAACUAACCAAUUUUCACUUGAGGUUAUUUUCCAUAACACAAUGAAGAACUACAAGUGCUUAACCAAUGAUUCCUCACUGGCUUCUGCUAUAUAUGUACCCUACUAUGCUGGCCUUGAUGUGGGUCAGUACCUCUGGGGAGGCUUCAAUGUUUCAAUCAGAGAUGCUUCACCAAAAGAACUAGUGAAGUGGCUGGCUCAACAACCCGAAUGGAAAAGAAUGUGGGGUAGAGAUCAUUUCAUGGUUGGAGGGAGAGUUGGUUGGGACUUCAGGAGAAGAACAGAAAAUAAUGAUGACUGGGGCACCAAGCUAAUGCUUUUUCCAGAAGCAAGAAACAUGUCAAUUAUGCUAAUUGAAUCUGGCUCAAAGGUCAAUGAGUUUCCAAUCCCAUAUCCAACUUACUUUCACCCCUCCAAGGAUAAGGAGGUUUUUCAGUGGCAGAAAAAAAUGAUAAAAGUGAAAAGGCCUUACUUGUUUUCAUUUGCAGGUGCUCCAAGGCCUAAUUCUAAUUCAUCAUCCUCCAUCAGAAAUGAGAUAAUCAAACAAUGCCAAUCCUCUAGGAGCUGCAAACUUCUAAGUUGCAAUGACGGUCAUAAUUAUUGCAAUGAUCCUGUGCAUGUUACAAAGGUGUUUCAGAGCUCAGUUUUCUGUUUACAGCCUCCAGGGGAUUCAUUCACUAGGAGAUCAACUUUUGACUCAAUUUUGGCAGGUUGCAUUCCUGUUUUCUUUCAUCCAGAAUCAGCAUAUAACCAAUAUUUGUGGCAUUUGCCCAGAAAUGGUUCUAGCUACUCUGUGUACAUACCAGAAAGAGAUGUCAGAGAGAAGAGAGUAAUGAUCAAUGAGAAAUUGUCUAGAGUUCCAAAAAGUGAAGUGUUGGCAAUGAGAAAGGAGAUUGUAAGACUUAUUCCAAGGAUAAUAUAUCGUUAUCCAAGUUCUAGAUUAGAGACCGUUGAAGAUGCAUUUGAUAUAGCAGUUAAGGGAAUUCUUGGGAGAAUAGAAGCAGCAAGAAGGAACAUCACAAAUGUCAAUUAUACCAUUUCCUAGCGUGCAGGAGAGAAGGAUGCUCAUGUUUCUUUUUGCCUCAGGUUCGAUUAUCAACUCAGGUGAAAUUACAAAUUAAAUAAAUAAAAUUCAAAAAAUAUAACCCUUUUCAAGAUGGAUUUUAAAGGCACUCUUUUAAGCACUUGGAAAGGUCUUGCAGGCAGAUGAUGUUGUUA
This is a messenger RNA of Glycine soja, 1775 nucleotides long. Its product is annotated as probable xyloglucan galactosyltransferase GT14. Bases 1 to 1602 code for a protein of 533 amino acids. The transcript has a single exon. The record is from RefSeq and is a predicted model, not a curated record. Gene Ontology annotation, molecular function: glycosyltransferase activity. NCBI's taxonomy places the organism in Eukaryota, Viridiplantae, Streptophyta, Magnoliopsida, Fabales, Fabaceae.